ACAGUGUGUGAGCGGCACGCCACACCGAGGCCGCUCUCGUUUUCGUGCGUGCGCGCUCAAGCCGCUGCGAUCAUCCCCCGAAGAUGGGACGCCCCGCACGCGGAAGGGCAUCCGGCCCCCGCCGCUCCGACCCGGUCGUCGAGCCCACCGCCGCACCGCCGGAAUCUUUGGAGACGCCGCGCCCCGCCGGGCCUGCCUCACCUCCAAUCGAGGCCACCAGCGACAGCGACACUCUGCCGCUCUCCGACGUCGACUCCACACUGUCCGACGCAGACACCCCCACUUCUGACUCCGAGUCCGGGUCGGACUCGCCUGCCCCGCCACGCCAUAAGCGGCGGAGAGGAGACGCCCGACAUAGUCGCAAGACCAGCCCGCCGCCCAGUCCUGGGCCGACGGUGGAUUUUCUUCGCGCAAGCAAGGCACCAUUAAAGUCCACACAACCGCCGCCACCGCGCCGUCUUAAGCUGCCCACGGUCGCCCCGGAUACUCUUCGCCGGCUCCGCAACCGCUCAAAGGUUGUGGACAUCAACGACCUACUACACCCGCGCCCAUUUGGAGGUCGCGGCGGGACUGCACCAGCCCAGUCCUGCACAUCUACGGCCGACUACCUGCGCGGGCUCGCCAUCCUGGUCGCCUACCGCUCCUACUUUUUCCCGACGAUGGCCGUCCAAUGGGCCAUGUACGCGGUGUGGCUGCACGGUCACGCAGCCGGCCUCACCCUGUCGGCACUGAGGGAGCUGGACGGCCAGGGACGGACGCACCUAGCACAGUACCCGCAGGACUACCACAGCCCGGCAGAGCUCACCAAUGCGUGCAAGGGUUCCUGGCGUCCCGCCGCUCGCUCUCAGGCUUUCCGCUCGGUCCCGACACCGCCGGCCGCCGUCCGACGCCGCGCCCCGCCCUCCCCGAGCCGUGCUUCCGCUGGAAUAACGGCCGGUGCUCUGCCGGCGCCUCAUGUCGCCGCCCCCACACAUGCACCAGCUGCGGCGGCCCGCACCCAGCCCACACCUGCCCCUCAGCCCAGGGAAACGCCCCGCGCCCGCUAAUGACACCCCUAGCGGGCCGCUACUAGCUCCAGGCCGCGCGGCAGCCACGGUGGGUAACGCCCCCGCCUCAGUGCCGGACCACCCUCAUACGCCGGUCUCACCCCACAUGCUCGCACAGCUGUCCUCCCCACUCACCGACCCCGCCCUACUGCGCACGGUUACCGACCGGCUACUACAUGGGGCGAACAUCGGCUACACCGGCCCACUCACCGGCUCACUUCGCCCAAACAACCGUUCGGCGAGCGUGUAUCCUGAAGCUCUCACGACCGCCUUGCAGCUCGAGAUUGCACGGGGUCACGCUGCCGGACCGUUCCCCUCCCCGCCGUUCAACCCUUUCCGCUGCAACCCCCUUGGUGCUCGUGACAAAAACGAUGGUACGGUACGCAUCAUUCUGGACCUCUCUCAGCCGGACGGUCACAGCGUGAACGACCAUAUUGACCGCGACACCUUUUCCAUACAGUACGUCACCACGGAUCAGGCCAUUGCCGCUCUGUUUGAUUGCGGGCCACGCGGCGCUCUCCUGGCCAAGGCCGACCUUAAACAUGCCUUUCGUCUGAUACCGGUGCGCCCUGAGGAUUGGUGGCUUCUUGGGUACCACUGGCGUGACCAGUACUACUUUGACGUCCGCCUCCCGUUCGGCCUCCGAUCGGCAUGCGCCAUUUUCAACGACCUCGCCGUCGUGCUCCGCGACGCCGUAUCCUUCCACUCCAAGAAUUCAAAGGUUUUCAAUUACUUGGAUGACUUCUUCUUUUUCUCCCCCGCCGACUCCCCCCUCUGCGCAGCCGCCUAUAACACCUUCCGAGCACUGUGCAACGCGUGCGGUGUCCCGGUGGCGGACGAAAAAUGCCAGCCUCCCAGCACACGCAUGGAGCUGCUGGGCUGCGUGCUGGAUACCACAGCCCUGACUAUCUCCCUCCCCGACCGCAAGGUCAUGGACAUCGUCACCAGCCUCCGCACCGUGCGCAAAGCACGCAAGGUACGGCAGCGGCACCUCCUCAGCCUCAUUGGCAAGCUCGUGCACGCCACAAAAUGCUUCCCCGCGGGCCGCAGUUUUUUCCGCAGGCUGUUGGAUACUGCCCACACCGUCUCCCGGCCCCACCACUGGGUCACUUUAAGCAGGGACACUAAACGUGAUCUCGACUGGUGGCUGUGCCUCCUACCUACCUGGAACGGCGUCGCGCCACUGCUCCACCCCACCUGGACCCCACCCGCUCACACAAUACUGCACACGGAUGCCUCCCAUGUAGGGUACGGCGGAAUGUGUGGUGAGGAAUGGUUCUCGGAACUAUGGCCGCCUGCCGCCCUUGCCUGGGCGAACAGCAUAACAUGGCUGGAAAUGGUGCCGAUCCUGGUCGCCUGUGCACUGUGGGGGGCUCAGUGGUCCGGCCGUCGCAUCACCUUCCACUGCGACAACAGCGGGGUCGUCGGGGCGUGCACAAAAGGCUGGAGUCGGGACCCACGCCUCAUGUCCUUGCUGCGCCAGCUCGCCUACCUCGCCGCCUCCCAGUACUUUGUGUUCCGAGUAACACACGUAGCCGGGCAUGAUAAUGGCACCGCCGACGCCCUCUCUCGCCUGCAGCGGGCCCGCUUCCGUGCACUGCAGCCCAACGCCCGACCGGAACCAACCCCGGUGCCGGCUUCUAUCCGCCGAUUCCUAGCCCAGCCAACCCUGGAGGGUGUGAAUUUCAUCGACGGCCGCUAUAUCUAGCCAGACCGGCGCUCAGCCCGCUCGCAACGGCCUCGCCUGGCUUCCAGGCGGCCACACCGCUCAGUGAUGCACCGCUCCGACCGACGCCCCCCCCCCCUUGCCCCGCCCCCCCCCCCUCCCACCGGUCUCAGAAGCACCGGCUAUAUAGCCUUGAACGCCACUACGGCCUCUCGCGCAUCAUGUUCGGUGACGUGUCUCUGCGACGCUCCCUCCGACGCGCCCCCAUAACUGCACAACGGCACAUUGCCACGGUGCCGCAUCGGCCGCUUAGUGUGUUAUCGUUUAAUACAUUUGGGCAAAGCU
This is a messenger RNA of Amphibalanus amphitrite, 3057 nucleotides long. RefSeq lists its product as uncharacterized. Bases 84 to 1046 code for a protein of 320 amino acids. NCBI's taxonomy places the organism in Eukaryota, Metazoa, Arthropoda, Thecostraca, Balanomorpha, Balanidae. The record is from RefSeq and is a predicted model, not a curated record. The transcript is spliced from 2 exons.